AUGGGUGUAGCCGAUACGAUCAUUGGGAUUUGCGGCAACAUUGCCGCACUCGUUUUGUUCCUCGUACCAGCGAAAACUUUCAACACGAUCAGGAAGAAGAAAUCCACCCUCGACUUCUCUGGGAUACCCUAUGUCACCACCCUGCUUAAUUGCUUGCUUUGGGUCCUGUACGGCCUCCCCGUCAACAAGGGCAACGUCCUGGUGAUGACCAUCAAUAGCUCCGGGAUCGUCAUCCAGACGGUCUACAUUCUCCUCUUCCUCUACUAUGCUUCGUCCUGGGCUGCUCGGAGAAAGAUUUUGGGCAUCUUCGUGUUUGAUAUUGUGGCCACGGCUGCAUUGGGCGCAGGAGUGAUCCUUGGUGUUCACAGUAAAGCCACCAGGAUUACCAUCCUUGGGAUUUCAUGCGUGGUUCUCAACAUUGGAAUGUACUAUGCACCACUAUCGGUUAUGUGGCUAGUGAUCAAAACUAAAAGCAAUGAAUACAUGCCUUUUCUAUUGUCACUCAUGGUGCUGAUCAACAGCUCCUUCUGGACCAUCUAUGCCUUUUUGCUUAUGGAUAUCUACAUUAUUAUCGUUUGCUUUUUCUUGGCUGCGAGAGCUCCUAUUGCAGAUCAGGCACAAACACAGCAAACUAGCGCGCAUCUGCUGUUCAGCGCGGAGUGCGAGAUCAUCUCACAAAACUCUCAAAGAACACCUGCUGCAUGGUGGACAUCCUCGGACGAUCCGGCCGCCUUGAAAUUGCCGAGGAGCUCAUCACCACAAUGGCGUUUCGCCCGCGGGAGUGGAGUACGAAAUACGUGCUCCUCUCCUGUGUAUCUUUCUGCAAUGUCUGGACCCACGAAACGUUGCUCCUUGCUCGGCAAGCACGACCGGUGA
Selaginella moellendorffii is the source of this 876-nucleotide messenger RNA. RefSeq names its product bidirectional sugar transporter SWEET5. Gene Ontology annotation, cellular component: membrane. The transcript has 5 exons. Gene Ontology annotation, molecular function: sugar transmembrane transporter activity. Gene Ontology annotation, biological process: carbohydrate transport. The coding region runs from base 1 to 876 and encodes 291 amino acids. NCBI's taxonomy places the organism in Eukaryota, Viridiplantae, Streptophyta, Lycopodiopsida, Selaginellales, Selaginellaceae. The record is from RefSeq and is a predicted model, not a curated record.